Messenger RNA from Meloidogyne enterolobii, 598 nucleotides. Lineage: Eukaryota; Metazoa; Nematoda; Chromadorea; Rhabditida; Meloidogynidae. The record is from the annotation of a GenBank genome assembly.
AUGUUGCGUCCUCUUUGCCGUUAUGCGCACUUGAAUGGAACUCCAGGAAUUUACAAUACUGUUCCGAAUUGGAAGCCUGGACCUGGUUGGCGUCCACAGAGUCCACAAGGACCUUAUCUUGUUGGCUGGGCUAUGGGGUAUUGGCAUUAUACUCGACCACACAAUCUUCCAUUACUUUUGGUUAAGGCGGCAGUCUACCUUGCUUCUGCUUUUUGGCUUCCAUUUUUCGUUGUGGAAUAUCAAUUGAAGAAGUCAAAGGCAGGAAGUUGAGAGCCAGCAACGUGCUCUAUAGACGCUUGAUAAGAAAAAAUGUUUGGAAAAUUGUCUAGGAACAUAUUAAAGGUUUAAUUUUGUUUAUAAAAUUGUUUUUUUGGAUGAUUCUGAUUAAAAAAUGUUUUUAAUGCCGGGAUAAAAAUAACUUUGUAGGCUAUGGUUUAGUUAAUAAGAAAAAUUGGUUUCUCGAUUCUUACGAGUCUGUACCAGGUGUCAUGGUUUGAGUAAAUGGUUGGCUCUUCAGAAUUUUCUUCGUAUCGGGUCGAAAAAACCCCGGGAUUUUGGAUCGGGUAGUUAGGGGGAUUAUGUGAACAUUCCUGGUGUG